AUGGUCUCCAAGGACGAGUUGACGGCGAUGCUUUCGAAUGUGCCAUACCUUGAUACUUACCUUCAGUCGAAUAAACCGGUUAGUCGGACGCAGUCCAAGUCCGUGGUCCUGCAGGACAUUCCGGCCCACGACCUAACUCAUGACCUACCUCCUGCUCAUGAUCUGACAGCUCACGACCUGUCAGCUUACGACCACUCGGCAGUUCACGACGUGACCGCUCUGGCGGAGCAGUCCCGGGUUCGUGCAAGCGAGUCUAGACGGUCGUUGGCCUCGGCUGGGCACCAGACGACUUUCAGCAGCGUGGCAGUCCAGGCGCCUACGAGCGGCCCGGUGUUGUCCAGCGGUUCGGCCCUGAUGCGGAGUGGCUCGAGUUCGAAUGCGCGGCCACCGGCUGCCGAACCCCCUCCGCCGGUACAGAGUCGUGUGGGAGACAUGGUGGUCGUGGUGCCCCCCAGUGGCCAAGGCCCGAGCCUGGAGAAGGCAACCUUGAUCGAAAACGCUAACCUGGACGGACCCGAGGACGUCGCCAGCAGCAACCAGUCCAGCUGCAGUUGGCUGGAAGACCGCCACACCGAGUUGUCUUCCAGCAACGAAGAGAGUCCGCGCAUUCGACCUGUUGACGCGCGUGGCGACGUGCGUGGCGACGCGCGUGGCGACGGCGCAGGUCGAGAGCGUAGCUCGGGACUAAUUGUGUCUGCGGGGGUGCCGAUGGAGUUUGUAGACGGCGAGCGCGAGGUGAGGAUGCUGCGUCCGAGUGACAACGUCGCGAGCGACACCGUGGCGAGCGGCAACGUGGCGAGCGGCAACGUGGCGAGCGGCAAUGUGCCUAGCGACAACGUGCCGGAGCAAGUGCUAUUUGAUAAAUGGACUCCGUGGGAGGAGGAGUCGUAUGGUACUCAGUCGUUCCCUCAAGCGGCCGGACCAAGCGACGACUCGGAGGUGGAGGAUCAGGAUGAAGACCUGUACAUGGUCGGACCGGGUCCGUCGCCGAUGGUGACAGAAAUGCUGGCACGUGUGAAGCGGGAGGUGGAGGUAGAGAGCGAAAUUAACGACCUGGACGCACUAGUCGCGAACAUCCUCGACCAGUACGAUACUUGUGGGGGUGACUACCUGGACCUGGACUCCUUCCGUCUUUACGUCGACCACCAUAACGGUCUUCUCAAGUUAUUUUCUGACUGUCUCCGUGAAGACGUGUGGAGCCUUAAGGGUCACGCCCUCAGCAGACAGCAACCCCCUGUAAUAACCGAUAUACAGAAACUGGAGAACUGGAUCGGUGUCUCUAAACAGUUCCAAAAGGCUGCGCCCAGACAGGCCAGCCUGCACCCCGUGGUUACCCCUGUGGAGGACUUGGAGGAUUCUUUGAGUGGCAGCACGCCGGCCGGCCAUUCUUUCGGCAGCAUCGUUGGCAGCAAAAAGUCGGACGCUGUGGUGGGCGGAGACGUUGCGGUAGGCGGAGACGUUGCGGUGGGCGGAGACGUUGCGGUAGGCGGAGAGGACGUUACAGCGUUCCUGGGGCUGAAGAACAAGGUGGGACAGGACCGACCGGGGCAGUCCGAGACGGCGCCGAUGAAGGGGGGGGCGGACCAUCGCCACCAGACGGAGUUGAAUUGCCCCUCGUGCCUGGCGCCGCUCGUCGUGUGUCCGAAGUGCAACGGGCGUUAUACGACGGAGUUAAAGCUGGAGAAUGAGGCGGUGUUUUUACGCUGCCGCGCCUGUAGAGACUCGCGUUUUAACGAGUGUUGGGUCUGCGGGUUUCGAUUUAGCCAAACCCUUCAGUCUCCAACCUCAGAGAUCCUGAUCGAAGGCAACCUCUUUACCGCCCAGGGCACCAAGGUGCACUGCCGGCUAGUCGACCGUUUAUUGUACUACUUUGAAACAGAUGCAGACAAAGUCCCUUCCGGCUUCAUCUUCCUAGAAGGCUGCUACGUGGAGCCUGUCAAGUCCGUGCCCACCACAGUUUCCGCCAGCCGCCGUCCAGGCCGCACCGCCUCGGGCAAGACGCUCAAGUCCGACGCUUACCAGGUCGUGAAAGGAACCGACACCCGUGUGCCGGACCCUCGGACCAAGGUGCUCUCUCCGCCAGGGAUUCAGUCGUCUUCUGUCGAGCCUACUGCGGGCCAGCCCUCUCCUCAGUCUAAGGGGACUGGGACCCUGUCUACUGCACCUGGAAUCCAGGUCACUGGGACCCAGCCCACUGUAUCUGGAAUCCAGUCAACUGGAAUCCAGUCAACUGGAAUCCAGAUCACUGGGACCCAGUCUACUGCAACUGGAAUCCAGUCUACCGGAAUCCAGUCUACCGGAAUCCAGUCAACUGGAAUUCAGUCAACUGGAAUUCAGUCAACUGGAAUUCAGUCAACUGGAAUUCAGUCAACUGGACUACCCACCCGGGGGGCUUCCAAAACGCGUCUGGGCGCCAAUGCCAUGCUAGGCGGAGAGCUGGCAUCCGCCUCGUUGUCUCUGGCUCUCGGUCACGCAUCAAACUCCACCCACUCGGGGCUCGCACCUCCCGGUCAAGUCCAUGAACAGACAAUAGCACCUCCUGGACCGGGCGCGGUACGGACGGCAGGUGGAUUGACCCCCUCGUCUUCGAUCGGCAACGCCCAAGCGUCCACGACAGGCACAGUACAGAGCACGCCAGGCGGGAUUGACGGCGAAAGGAGAGGGUCGCUCCAGAAGGAGAGGGUGCACGACAAUAGAACGCAAGUCGGGGCGACACAGAAUCCCACACACAGUCAGGACCCGACACAAGGCCAAGGGCAACGAGUCAAGGGAGUACAAGGUCAAGGGCAGCCAGGCAAGGGAGCCCUGGGCAAGGGGGCCCUGGGUAAGGGGGCCCUGGGUAAGGGAGCCCUGGGUAAGGGAGCCCUGGGCAAGGGAGCACAAGGCACGUCCAGUGGUCCCGAGGUAUCUGAUGGGGGCGUGACGUAUGGAUUCCAGAUUCUGCCCGAACGACGUGUUUUUUUCGCGGAGAAUGAGGAGGCUCGUAAUUCAUGGAUACACGCGAUUCGAUCGGCUCUAAGUCAGCAGCCGAUAAACGAUUUGUACGAUAUGCUUGAGACGAUUGGUCACGGCAAGUUCUCUGUGGUAUAUCGCGCAACGGAGCGAGCGACAGGUGAUUCAGUUGCUAUCAAGGUGGUGCACAAGAACCGUAUGACUUCUCAGGAGAAGGAUUUGUUAAGGUCAGAAUUAAAUAUAAUGCGCAUGUUGCGUCAUCCACAUGUGAUAUACCUGAAGACGGUGGUUAGUGCGCGAGAUAGUCUAUAUAUUGUAAUGGAGAUAGUGCCGGGUGGAGAAUUGUUUGAGGCAGUUACAAGACAAGGGCCUAUUGCUGAGACGGCCGUGCAUCGUUUAACUGUGCAACUGCUUAAGACUUUGGCUUAUUUACAUAAAAGUGGUAUCGUUCAUCGUGACCUUAAACCCGAAAAUAUUCUCCUUACGUCCAAAGAUGUGCUUCAAGCCGACGUCAAAAUUGCUGAUUUCGGACUCUCAUGCCUCUGCGGACCCAACGAGCGGCUCAAACAACCCUGUGGCACACUGGUCUAUGCUGCUCCUGAAGUCCUCACCAUGAAAGGCUAUAAUCAUAAAGUCGAUCUAUGGAGCCUUGGGGUCGUUGUAUACCUUCUACUAUGCGGCAAGCUUCCCUUCCCUGUUAUGCGGAAUGUACAAAUACUCAACGAUCUAGAUUCCUUCUAUAAAGUCAAAUAUGACUCCCCACCCUGGAACAAUGUCAGCAGAACCUGUCAAGACUUCGUUUCUAAAUUACUUGUUGUAAAUCCCGAAAGUCGAGUCUCAAGUCAAGAAGCUCUUAAUCAUAUAUGGAUCAAGAACCCGACCGCUGUUAUUGGAGAAUAG
Messenger RNA from Gregarina niphandrodes, 3852 nucleotides. RefSeq names its product protein kinase. Lineage: Eukaryota; Apicomplexa; Conoidasida; Eugregarinorida; Gregarinidae. Gene Ontology annotation, biological process: protein phosphorylation. The transcript is spliced from 2 exons. The record is from RefSeq and is a predicted model, not a curated record. The coding region runs from base 1 to 3852 and encodes 1283 amino acids. Gene Ontology annotation, molecular function: ATP binding; protein kinase activity.